Messenger RNA from Marchantia polymorpha subsp. ruderalis, 2038 nucleotides. The record is from the annotation of a GenBank genome assembly. Lineage: Eukaryota; Viridiplantae; Streptophyta; Marchantiopsida; Marchantiales; Marchantiaceae.
UGGAAAGCUGGAAAAGCCCUAGGGCCUCGUGGGAUCGAUUCUUUCGUUUGUCGAAAGAAGAGAGUUUGGGCAGAAGAACGCGAUCGAGCUCGUUUAAUCGAUCGAUCGAUUUGCUGGUUUUCUGCUGAAUAUAAUUUUCUAAUAUCUCAGCGAUAAUGAGUGCACCAAAAGUGCUGAACAAUAUUGCCCGGUUGUCUGUCGCUCUUGGUUUGGGAGGAAGUCUCCUCAAUGCAUCUUUGUAUACAGUCGAUGGAGGCGAGCAAGCUGUGCUCUUCGACAGAUUCAGGGGAGUGCUGGAAGAAACAGCUGGAGAAGGAACGCAUUUUUUGAUCCCAUGGCUGCAGAGGCCCUUCAUUUUCGAUAUUAGAACUCGACCCCGUGUGAUUACUUCAGUCACCGGUACCAAAGAUUUGCAGAUGGUGAAUUUGAGUCUCCGAGUGUUGUCCAAACCGGAUGUGGAGAAGCUUCCUUACAUUUUCAAGACUUUGGGGGUUGAUUACGACGAGAGAGUUCUUCCUUCGAUCGGGAACGAAGUUUUGAAGGCCGUUGUGGCGCAAUUCAAUGCCGAUCAGCUUCUCACAGAGAGACCAUACGUUUCUGCUUUGGUCCGGGAAGCUCUUGUGAAGAGGGCAAAAGACUUCAACCUGCUGUUGGAUGACGUAGCCAUUACCCAUCUCUCAUACGGAACCGAGUUCUCACGGGCCGUUGAACAAAAGCAAGUUGCUCAACAAGAGGCAGAGCGUUCAAAGUUCGUUGUGGCGAAAGCCGAACAGGAGAGGAGAGCCGCCAUCAUCAGAGCUGAAGGAGAAAGUGAAGCUGCAAAGCUUAUUUCCGACGCAACAUUAUCUGCUGGCUCUGGCAUCAUUGAACUCCGACGUAUUGAAGCAUCAAGGGAGAUUGCCGCAACCUUGUCCAAGAGUCGUAACGUCGUCUACUUGCCUUCAGGGAACAAUAUGCUAUUGGGACUCAACCCUUCAUUCACCAACAGCCAAUAGUCGCACUGAGCGCGGAUUCUGUCCUUGAGCUCUUCUACUUCAGCCCAGUGACUCAUUUUUGAUCAGCGUGGGAGGUUAGGAACAUGUAUGAUGCAUUCAAGGAAAUAAGCUCUAAUUAGCAUGCUUGUUGGCAUUCGCUAGAUCGUAGAAGGACUGCCAUUGUAGAGCUGGGCCAUAUGUGUAUUGGAAAUUAUUGAUCGCACACCGGGCUUCACGAUUUACUGCCAAUGUUCCCGAGGAAAGAGGACAAGGAAAUGUGUGCAGACUGGAGUUUCCUGUAAGUAAAUAGAUGCCGACCAUCUUCGUGCGGGAUAUUGUGGAUUCCAUUUGGGGAAUGAGUAAACAAUUAUAACAGGAUAUUUUGUCACGCCCUUCGUGCACGGAUUUUCGGAACUCGUUACUCGAUCGAGCUUCCUAUAAAUUUCUAGUUUGAAGGUUACACUGCUUGUGUUUCUUCAAACCAUUCGUGAGUGGAUUCGAAGGAUGGGCCACCUUGACCUGUACUGGAUUCCUCGUCUCCCAAUUGUUUUCUCUGGGAAUGGCUAAGUGAGGGCCGUCUUAGGCUCAGCUGUAAAACUUGAUGAUCAUUCAGCGCUAGCUCCUGUAUAAACCAAGAGAUCAUUGUACCGCACUGCAAUAUAUGUUACCUCCAUCUCAACACUCUAGGAGAUCAUGGUCCUCUUCGUUUACCUAGAGUCUACUCUCACAUUUUUCAUUGACUGUAAAUAGAGGAUUAGGCUGUCUACUUUCUUCACGGAGCUGGAUGGUUCUUGACAUGUAUAUGUUCCUAUUAGAAAGAAGAGCAAUGCAAGAAGGCUAUAUAGAGGAAUUGAGUUCUGAGGAAGGUUCUUUUUUAACACAGGUCCCGAUCAGGGGUUGACAAGGAAUUUGUCCUUACAAAGGGACACAACCCUCACAGUGGGUCUGAGUCUGACUCUAAUUGCACUAUUCCGCACAGAGUAGGGAGUAAAAGUGUGUUCCCGACACUCCCACUUGCUAACUACUUCUCUCUUUCUCAUUUCCAACUCAUAAACCCAAAUUCU